Messenger RNA from Puma concolor (puma), 2493 nucleotides. NCBI's taxonomy places the organism in Eukaryota, Metazoa, Chordata, Mammalia, Carnivora, Felidae. The record is from RefSeq and is a predicted model, not a curated record.
GCUCGUAAUUCCAAAAUGGUGUGCAGCCCAGUGACAGUGAGGAUUGCUCCUCCGGAUAGUAAAUUGGCUCGUUCGCCAAUACCAGAGCAGAUAAUCAACUCCACACUGUCCUCACCAUCAAAUAAUGCCCCAGACCCAUGUGCAAAGGAAACUGUACUGAGUGCCCUCAAGGAGAGAAAGAAAAGGACGGUGGAGGAAGAAGACCAAAUAUUUUUUGAUAGCCAGGAAAAUAAAAGAAGGCGCCAUGAUAGCAGUGGGAGUGGACAUUCAGCAUUUGAGCCCCUGGUGGCUAAUGGAGUUCCUGCUGCUUUUGUGCCUAAGCCUGGCUCUCUGAAAAGAGGUCUCAAUUCCCAGAGCUCAGAUGACCACUUGAAUAAGAGAUCCCGCACCUCUUCCAUGAGCUCCUUGACAAGCACGUACACAGGUGGCAUCCCUAGCUCCAGCCGCAAUGCCAUUACCAGUUCUUACAGUUCUUCUCGAGGUUUCUCUCAGCUUUGGAAGAGAAGCGGGCCCAGCUUGUCACCGUUCUCCAGCCCAGCCUCAUCCCGCUCGCAGACACCAGAGAGGCCAGCAAAGAAAAUAAGAGAGGACGAGCUUUCUCACCGCUCCAGUUCUUCAACUCCUUUGGCAACAGACAAGGAGGCCCAGGGAGAAAAGGCUGCAGAUACAACCACAUGGAAGGCGCAGAACUCGUGGAGCUCCCCUCCCACACCUGGCAGCUCUGGGCAGCGGAAGCGAAAGAUUCAGCUGCUACCCUCCCGGCGAGGGGCUCGGCUGACCCUGCCCCCACCUCCCCAGCUUGGCUACUCCAUCACUGCCGAAGAUCUAGAUUUGGAAAAAAGAGCUUCGCUGCGGUGGUUUAACAAGGCCUUGGAGGAUGGGACUGAUACGGCUUCUAACUCUGGCACCGAGAAGCCCCCUACUACUCAACCUUCUUUGACGUUUACCCUGCCAACUACUGGGACCGCCGCCUCCCCAGCCGCCCUCCCAGCCCCAAGCCCCAACCCGCUGCUGGAGAGCUUGAAGAAGAAGCAGAGUUCUGCAGGCCCACCCCCUUCCUCGGAAUCUGCUGGAGUGGCAACCACUGGGGCCCACACACCUCCGAAGACACCCAGCCUUCCGGCCCCUCUUGGGUCUUCACAGUCGGGACCCCUUCCGGGCACCUCCUCUGACUCCAAAUCUACAGCCGCUUUCUUAGGGCUGACCCCUGCUGCUUCCCCGAUCCCAGCCACUGACCCCACCAAGUCCCCUCCAGCUCCUCAGGCUGAGACAUCGGCCCCGUCUCCCACCCCGAAGCAAAGUCUUCUUUUGGGAAUGCUGAGCACCCCACCUGCCGACCCCCCUACCUCCACAGCCCCCGCCGUGUCCUCGGCAUCUCCCAUGUUCAAGCCCAUCUUUCUGGCCCCCCCAAAAAGCGAGAAUGAGGGCCCUUUGCCAUCCAGCCCAUCCAAGGUCACCACCGCGACCCCUUCCGGCUCUGCCCUCCCUGCGCCUGCCAGCAGCCCCAAGCUCACUUUCGAGCCGAUCUUCGGCAGCAUCGGGCCCCCUACGUCUGUGCCCUCGUCAGUCCCCUUCUUCAGUCAGACGGCCGUUCCAGCCACUGCCACGAGCACCCCUCUUUUCACCGGCCAGGCCGGUGCCACCUCAGCCGUGGCUCCCACGAGUACAGCCAGCACGUCCACAGACUCUGUUUCGAAGCCCACGUUCAGCUUUGGUGUGAGCAGCGUGACCAGCACCACCACUUCCGCUGCCCAGCCUUUCCUCUUCGGGGCUCCCCCUGCCUCCGGUGCCAGCUUCACCCCGGCCGUGGGCUCCAUAUUCCAGUUCGGCAAGCCUCCUGCCGCGCCCGCCUCGACGACGGUCACGACCUUUGUCCAGUCCCUCCCCGGGGCCGCGCCAACGACCGCCAGCGGCAGCAGCACCACCGGCUUCGGCGGUUUCGGCGGCGGCCUCGGCACCCCCGCCCCGGUCACCAGCAGCCAGCCGGCGCCGGCCUUCACUAGCGCCGCCACCCCGGCGUUCCACAUUCCCUUCGGCUCGAGCACCAAGCCCCCCCUCUCUUCAUACCCGGGAGCCAACCCCCAUUUCACGUUUGGGGGCUCGGCCGGCCCGGCCGGCGGCGGGGGCUUCGGGAUCAACGCGGCCACCCCCGGCACCAGCUCUGCUUCUGGAGCGUUCAGCUUCGGCACAGGACAGAGCGGGACCGCUGGCGGCACGACGCCUUUCGGAGGAGGCUUGAGUCAGAGCACGUUGGGCGCACCCAGCCAGAGCACACCCUUUGCCUUCAGUGUGGCGAGCGCGCCCGAGAGCAAGCCUGUGUUCGGAGGUAAGAUGAGGAACGGACUCGGGUGCUGCUCUGAGUGCUGGUCCCGGCCGCCCUCGGAGCUUUAUGGUGUGGCGGUGACUGACCUUAGAUACAGGGUCAGGGAGCUGUGCGUCCUGGGGGAAGACGGUCUGGUGGUCGAGGAGGUGGGCCUUUCUGAGGCAGUUUGA